AUGCCUCUCAUAGACAAAGCCGUCUAUGAGAAGACUCCCAAGGAGGUCAUCUCGUGGAAGAUUGUGGCAUACUGCAUCAUUUUGUCUUUUUCGGGUGCUCUUCAUGGAUUCAACACGGCAAAUAUCUCCGGCGUUCUCGCCAUGAAACCCUUCAAAAGCUACUUUCAACUGAACAAAAUGGAUGAAAGUGAUCUGGCCAACUGGACCGGAUGGAUUACGUCUAUUCUCAUCCUUGGGUCUGGUCUCGGUUCCAUCACUUGCGCACCCGUCACUGACCGACUGGGCCGACGCGUUUCCCUGGCUUUCUUCUCGGCUCUUUUCAUCGCCUCCGCUGUCCUCAUGACUGCCAAUCCCGGUGGCAGCAACGGACGCGUCGAAUUUCUCGUCGGUAGAGCCCUUUCGGGCUACGGCUCUGGAGCAGCCAGUGUCAUCGGUCCAGGUUACAUCGCUGAGAUUGCACCUCAGUCAAUCCGCGGUGGUUUAACCGCCCUAUACAACGCCAAUACUAUGUUGUCCGUCGGUCUAGCUUAUUGGAUUAACUACGGCUCUCUCCAAAACAUUUCCGACGGAACAAACACUCAGUGGCAGGUUCCCAUGGGUGUUCAGGCACUACCUGGUGUGAUUCUCAUUCUUGGAGUCUUUCUUAUCCCCGAGUCUCCUAGAUGGCUCCUUACCCGAGGCAAGGUUGAGCGAGCUGAGCAGUCUCUGGAGACCCUCCGUUCCCUCCCCCGCGAUCACGAGUUUGUCCGCCAAGAAUUCAACACUAUCCAGGCUUCUCUGGAAGAAAAGGCUGUUCAAACUGGUAUCAAGGGACUUUUCCACGAGCUGGCCUCUCCCGGUAUCCGCAAGAGGAUGGCCAUGGUCAUGAUUAUUCAAGUCGGCUUCCAGUUCUCCGGUGGUAACAUCAUUACAUAUUACAACACCUCUAUCCUGUCUUCCAUCGGACUCAAGUCUUCCUCUACCAACUAUCUCUUCUCCGGUAUCUAUGGCUUGAUCAAGUUUAUUGCCGUCUUAAUGUAUUGUCUAUUCCUAGUCGAUCGGUUCGGUCGUCGCAGGGGUUUGUUCAUUGGUUCUGGCCUGAUCAUUUUCUCUCUCACCUACAUCACAAUCUAUCUCGCCGUUGCGAACCCUUCCUCCAGCAACACCACCGGUCCUGCCGGCUGGAUUGCUGUCGUUUGUAUCUACAUAUUUGCGCUGGGUUACGCAAUUUCUUGGGGCACCGUCCCCUGGAUUAUCAACGCCGAGGUCUUUCCCAACAGGCUUCGGUCCACGUGCAUGUCCAUUUGUAUCACAUGGCAGUACCUGGUAAACUUCGCCUUGUCGCGAGGUCAGCCCAACAUGGUCAUCGCCAUGCACGCAUGGGGUCCCUUUCUUCUCUUCACCCUGUUCACUACCAUGAUGACAAUUUACUGUUUCUUUGCCUACCCGGAGACCAAGGGCCUAUCUAUGGAAUCCAUGGACGAGCUCUUUACCAUGCCUUGGUACAAGGUCGGACGCGCCAGCUUCAAAGUCCUGGAGUCUCAGAAGGCCGCCAACGCUUCCACAGAAGAGAAGGAGACCGUGGACUUUGCAGAGGAUGUUUCCCAUCCAGAUGGAACUGCUCAGGGAACUAAGAAUUAG
Messenger RNA from Clonostachys rhizophaga, 1620 nucleotides. NCBI's taxonomy places the organism in Eukaryota, Fungi, Ascomycota, Sordariomycetes, Hypocreales, Bionectriaceae. The record is from the annotation of a GenBank genome assembly.